AUGUCUUCUCCAUUCCCAAAGAUCGCCGAAAAGGUUCAAGGUGUCCAAAUCUUAGGUCCAAUCCCAGAAAAUGCUAAACAUAUUUAUACUCCAGAAGCAUUAGCGUUAGUUGCUACUUUACAUCGUGCUUUCGAAUCAACUAGACAACAAUUAUUAGCCAAUAGAAAGGAACAACAAAAAUUAAGAGAUCAAGGUAAUUUACCAGAUUUCUUACCUGAAACUGCUUAUAUCAGAGAUGAUCCAACUUGGACUGGUCCACCAUUGGCUCCUGGUUUAGAAGAUAGAAGAGUUGAAAUCACCGGUCCAACUGAUCGUAAGAUGGUUAUUAACGCCUUAAAUUCUGGUGUUGCUACUUAUAUGGCAGAUUUUGAAGAUUCCUUAACCCCUGCUUGGAAUAAUUUAGUUGAUGGUCAAGUUAAUCUUUAUGAUGCUGUUAGAAGAAAUUUAACUGCUACUAUUAAUGGUAAGAAUUACGCAUUAAACUUGGAUGCUGGUAGACAUAUUCCAACUUUGAUUGUUAGACCAAGAGGUUGGCAUUUAACUGAAAAGCAUGUUUUAGUUGAUGGACAACCAAUUUCUGGUGGUAUUUUUGAUUUUGCUAUUUAUUUCUUCCAUAAUGCAAAAGAAGCUUUAGCUAGAGGUUUUGGUCCAUACUUUUAUUUACCAAAGAUGGAACAUCAUUUAGAAGCUAAAUUAUGGAAUGAUAUUUUCAACCAUGCUCAAAAUUAUAUUGGUUUACCAAGAGGUACUAUUAGAGCUUCUGUUUUAAUUGAAACCUUACCAGCUGCUUUCCAAAUGGAUGAAAUAAUUUAUCAAUUAAGACAACAUAUUGCUGGAUUAAACUGUGGUAGAUGGGAUUAUAUCUUUUCUUAUAUUAAAUCUUUAAGAAACCAUAAGGAAUUCAUUUUACCUGAUAGAUCUCAAGUUACCAUGGCAUCUCCAUUUAUGGCUUCUUAUGUUAAAUUAUUAGUUCAUACUACUCACAAGAGAAAGGUUCAUGCUUUGGGUGGUAUGGCUGCUCAAAUUCCAAUUAAGGAUGAUCCAGAAAGAAACAGAAAGGCUUUGGAAAAUGUUGCCAAGGAUAAAUUAAGAGAAGUUGAAGCUGGUUGUGAUUCUUGUUGGGUUGCUCAUCCUGCUUUAGUUCCUGUUGUUUUGAAGGUUUUCAAUGAACACAUGAAGGGACCUAAUCAAAUUGAUUUACCACCAAGACAACCAUACAAGAAGAUCACUCAACGUGAUUUGUUAUCUCCAUAUGUCGAUGAUGCUAAGAUUACUGAACAAGGUAUUAGAGCUAAUAUUGUCAUUGGUAUUUCAUAUAUUGAAGCUUGGUUAAGAAAUGUAGGAUGUGUUCCAAUCAAUUAUUUGAUGGAAGAUGCAGCUACUGCUGAAGUCUCCAGAUCUCAACUUUGGCAAUGGGUUACUCAUGGUGCUAAGACUGAUGCUGGACAAGUUAUCACCAAGCAAUAUGUUAAGAGAUUGUUAGAAGAAGAAUAUGCUAAAUUAGUCACUACUGCUAAACCAGGAAACAAGUUUAAGAAGGCUUUUGAUUAUUUUGUUCCUCAAGCUACUGGUGAAGCAUAUUCCGAUUUCCUUACUACUUUGAUUUAUGAUGAAGUUACUACUGUUGGUAGAGCUAUUCCAGCCAAUAAAUUAUAA
Hemisphaericaspora subhashii is the source of this 1656-nucleotide messenger RNA. It is a transcript of the gene MLS1, whose product is annotated as malate synthase. The transcript has a single exon. Lineage: Eukaryota; Fungi; Ascomycota; Pichiomycetes; Serinales; Debaryomycetaceae. Gene Ontology annotation, biological process: glyoxylate cycle. The coding region runs from base 1 to 1656 and encodes 551 amino acids. Gene Ontology annotation, molecular function: malate synthase activity. The record is from RefSeq and is a predicted model, not a curated record. Gene Ontology annotation, cellular component: peroxisomal matrix; cytoplasm.